Molecule: messenger RNA, 4384 nt
Organism: Ahaetulla prasina
Lineage: Eukaryota; Metazoa; Chordata; Lepidosauria; Squamata; Colubridae
Gene: ARHGEF6
Product: Rac/Cdc42 guanine nucleotide exchange factor 6
Exons: 21
Coding region: 773-2635 (620 amino acids)
Molecular function (GO): protein binding; guanyl-nucleotide exchange factor activity
Source: RefSeq, a predicted model, not a curated record
AGAAGGGAGGGUGUGUGGAGUUCGUGGAGGCCGGGGUCUCCCUGCUUGUCCUACAUCGCAAGGUUGUUGUAAAACAGGUUUGCUCGCUGGCAGACCGGCAGGGACUUGGUGUGGGGGGGGGGGAAGGCAUCUUUCCCAUUCAAGCCCCGCAGAUAUCACCAUCAUCAUCAUAAUCAUCAUCACCCCCGCCCGGGCUGGGGAGCUGAGCGGGACCCCGCGGAGACCCCUGCCCGCCUCCCGGGGAUGCCUUGACGCAAGAGGGGCGGCCGGCUCCGGAGAAGGCAAGGGCGCUGGCCCCGGCAGUCGAAGCAGGCGGCGCGGAGGGGGCGCUCCGGAGCAUCGCCCCUGCCUGGCUGCCUAGCUGGCUGGCUGGCUGCCUCCCGCUCCCGCCGCCUGUCACUUCCCCUGCUUUGCGCCGCCCGCCCGCGAUCCAGCUCCGGGUCAGGCCGUCCCUGCCCAACGGGGCUCCGCGAUCGCAGGCAGGCAGGCAGGCAGGCAGGCAGCAGCGGCCGGGCAGACAGAGCGCAGCGCAGCGCUUGAGCCAUCGGACGGACGGCUGUUUGAUGCUCACGAUCUCUAUGAGGGAGAAAACUUCUCCAAAGUACUGACUGCCCUUUUGUCUCUCAACAAAGCCACGGAAGAUCCAGGAAGUUCUACCAGGAAGCCAUGUUCUCAGCUGCCUUCUCCAACACCCGGUGACUGCCAGCCCCUGACCCAAGCAGCCUCCGCUCGGCCAUCCAGAGUGUUGCAGAGACAAUCAAGAGUUGGGGAGAUGACCGAAAAUGGCAGUCACCAACUGGUGGUCAAGGCCCGUUUCCAGUUUAAGCAGACCAACGAAGAUGAGCUGACCAUCAACAAGGGGGACAUCAUUUACGUCACCCGCACGGAGGAAGGGGGCUGGUGGGAAGGGACCCUGAAUGGAAAGACGGGCUGGUUCCCCAGCAACUACGUCAGAGAAAUUAAAUCCACCGAUAAACUGCUCUCUCCUAAGGCUUUGAAAGGGGCUGAAAGUCCUCAACUUACGAAGAAUUAUUAUACUGUGGUGCUUCAAAAUAUUUUGGAAACGGAGCGAGAGUACGCCAAGGAGCUGCAGUCCCUUCUAGGAACGUACUUGAAGUCUCUCCAGUCUUAUGACAAGCUGAGCACUACGGACAUCGCCUCCUUGCUUGGAAACGUGGAGGAGAUCUGCAACUUUCAACAGACGCUCAACCAGACGCUGGAAGAAUGUGCUAGACUUCCCGAACAUCAGCAACGAGUGGGAGGUUGCUUCUUAAGCCUGAUGCCCCAGUUUGCAUCUCUGUACCUCACUUAUUGCACUAACCAUCCAUCUGCGGUCAACGUCUUGACCCAUCACAGCGAUGAAUUGGAGAAGUUCAUGGAGAACCAAGGGAUGACCUCCUCUGGGAUAUUGACCUUGACCACAAGUCUCAGCAAGCCAUUUACACGGCUGGACAAAUACAUUGCCCUCCUGCAGGAGCUUGAGAGACACAUGGAGGAGGCCCAUCCUGAUCACGAAGACAUUUUGAAAGCCAUAGGGGCCUUCAAGUCUCUUGUGUCCCAAUGUCAAGAGAUGAGAAAGAGGAAGCAACUCGAACUGCAGAUCCUUUCGGAAACCAUCCAAGGUUGGGAAGGAGAAGACAUCCGAUCCAUGGGCAGCGUCCUUUACAUGUCCCAAGCCAUGGUCCAAUAUGGAGGGAAUGAGGAGAAAGAGGAAAGGUAUCUCAUGCUGUUUCCAAGCGUUCUGCUGAUGCUCUCAGCCAGUCCUUGUAUGAGUGGAUUCAUGUACAAGGGGAGAAUCCCUUUAAUAGGAAUGCUGGUGACCAAAUCAGAAGAUCUAGAAGGAAAUGAUCACGCUUUUGAAAUCUCAGGGAGCAUGGGAGACCGGUUCACGGUACACUGCAAUAGUAGCCAAGAUUUGCACGAAUGGCUUCACCACCUCCAAAGGUUGACCAGAGGAACCACUUUCAGUGGUACCCUCUCAAAAACCCAAUCUUGGGGUUCCCAUUCGACUUUUAGCUCUACUGGACAAUUCCGUGGCCCACUGGAACCACCCCAGAUCCUCAAGCCCUGGACCUUGAGUUGCCUCCGCCCAGCACCUCCUCUCAGGCCCUCAGUGGCCCUCAGCUAUAAAGAGCGGAUGUCCUACAUCUUAAAGGAUGCCAGUAAGAGUCCAAAGACGAUGAAAAAGUUCCUGCCCAAAAGGAAAACGGAGAGGAAGCCAUCGGAUGAGGAAUUUGUGAUUAGAAAAAGCACGGUGGCCUUAGAGGAAGACGCUCAGAUCCUGAAGGUGAUAGAGGCGUACUGUGCAGGGGCGAGUCUGCAGCAGAACGUCACUUCGGGGUCCCGCAAAGAUUCAGUCCCCCAGGUUCUACUUCCGGAAGAGGAGAAAUUAAUCAUCGAGGAAGUGCGGAGCAACGGGCAGACGGUGGCCGAGGAGAAGAGUCUCGUGGAUACUGUCUAUGCGCUAAAAGAUGAAGUCAAAGAACUGAAGCAGGAGAACAAACGAAUGAAGCAGUGUCUGGAGGAAGAGCUGAAAUCCAGGAAAGAUUUAGAAAAAUUGGUCCGGAGGUUAUUGAAGCAAACGGACGAAAGCAUCCGAGAAGAGACGGGCUGCCGUUCCUCCGUGCUGGCCUGAACCCUCAAACCCCCCACUCAGGAAAGUUUGCAGCCGCGUCUCUCGGGCUCCCUCGCUCUUUCGUUUGGGGAAUCACGCCUGUUUCGCUUCUCCGUUGCAGAAAAGAAAAGAUCUAAAACAAAUAGCCCAGCUGGUUUUUGUUUUUUUCCCCCCUCGUUCAAAAAGCGCAUUUUGCAUGCUGCUCAUGGCCGGCGAAAAUUUUGCUGCAAAACGGACGUCAGAAAAGUCACCCAAAAAAUUUUUCCGGGACUUCUGAUAUCGCUCCACCCCACCCACCUCCCCCCACCCCAUCUCGUCCUAAGAUUAUACGCUCGUGGCAAGGGAUGGGUCACCACUCAGCGUGAAGAAGGUUCCUGAAUGCAAAACCCAGUUGAGAGGAAACGCAGGGAAAAAAACAAAACUCAAAAAAACCGCCCGUACCUCCUUCCGUUCUCGUUUUGCUUUUAAAGCGUGUUUCUUAAUUUAUUGAGUGGGAGGGAGAAGCAAACUCGGUUUCUUGAAUUGCAAGCGAGUGAGAAGCCAAAUGAUCGUUUGCACGUCUGCUUUUUGGUUGUUGUUUUUUCAGGGAAUUGGGGAAAACGAGCGUGAGAAUUGCCGCCCUCCUCUUGAGAUUGUGAGAAUCCCGCUCUGUGGCCUUUCCGUAGAGGAUAUGUACGCAAAGGGUCUCAGAUUAGAGGGAUUUGAUUCCUCAUAGCUUUUGGUUCCUUGCGAAUUAAGCACGGAUCCCUCAGGAGAUGUGUUCAAAUGAAGAGACAGCAGCCAAUGGCACGCUCGCCUCUUCCCGCUGGUAUAGGGUCUCCUGCUUGAGCUGGGGGGUUGGACUAGAAGACCUCUGAGGUCCCUUCCAGCUCUGGAUUUAUGAUUAACCGAGGCGGCCUGAUUACAGGCCUGUCCUCACCUUACAACAGUUCAUUUAGUGACCAUUCAAAGUUACAAAGGCAUAGGAAAAUAGUGACUUACAAACAUUUUUCAAGUUGCCAAGCACCCAGGUUUUGAUCGUGUGACCAUGGGGAUGUUGCAACGGUUUUAAGUGUGAGGAACGGUUGUAAGUUUUUUUAAAAAAUGUCAGUGCUGUUGUAGCUUUGAACGGCCACUAAAUGAAGGGUUGUAAGUCGAGUUACCUGUGCUCUGACGUUGGAGAGGAGCUGGCUUGGUCUUCCUAUUGGCAGAAUUAUUUUUUGAUCGCCGCCGCGUAGCAAGAGUGGAAUUGACUCCGAAAAAAAAAAAAGUCCAGUUGGAGAUCAUCUUUGCAUUCCGGCUGUUAGCUACUGGAGGGGCAAAAAAGUGCAUUUUGAGAAGGCCAAAGCUCUUUGGCUGCAAUAGCGGGUGCAUUUUGAGGCAGCCAGGAAGGGCAAAGAGAACCAGAUUGCAAGAUAAAGCUGAAAAAUACGAAGAGACAAAAAGAGGCACGCAAAAGGAGCGAGGGACGCGUUCUUGUCUUGGCCGAGUUUGUGCGGAAGCUCGUCGCAAAGAGACAGAAUGGAGAUGUUCCCCUAGAAGGCCUCCCUCAAGUCUGCAGCUCCUCAACGUCUUUCAUGAAUGAUCUACUGGGAACUGGGUUUAAUUUUGGGUUUUUUUCCUGGCUACAGAAGAUCUACAGUUUGUUUGUUUGUUUCGACCCACAGCGAUUCACCUGGCCAGAAAUUAGAAGCAGACAGAAGAACUGAAGAAGAAGAAAAUAAUGUAAUAAUAUCCAUUUUUGAGACUGUUUUGCCUGCUUUGCCACUAAAAUGAAGGAAGUGCAUGAGA